AUGGAGCCACCUGCUGAGAGUGUCAAGGUAAUUGACAAAUCUCCGAAUGGGAUCAAUUCAACAGACCAAUGGUGCAAGCCCGAGUAUGACACCCCUCUAUCCGCCAUUGUGCGGCGCAAUGAUGUAAACGCCCUCCAAGAGUAUCUUUCCGAGUACCCAUACAAGCUCAAGGGCCCGGGGGCAACGUACGACUUUUCGGGAUUUUGGCCUGAUGCUUUUGACUAUGCAGCUACCUGGGGAGCUACUUCAGUGCUCGAGUUCCUUCUGGACUACGAGCGACAGCAUCCUGAGAAGAACUUCCGCUUCCGCCCAGGUGAUUAUGGUCUGCUCAAUAUCAGCUGCCUUCACGGGCAUCUAGAUACAGUGCGCUUUCUGUUGGACCAGUCUCAGGACAUUGCUGCCGACCUCAGAUUCCGUGACGCUGAUGGCUGGACGCCCUUGUUAGCUGCUGCAAAAGCAUUAGGUAAACAAGGGGUAUUCACAAACCAUUGCGAGGAGAUCAUGACACUGCUCCUCAACCGAGGUGCACCGGCCAACGACGUGCGCCAGCGUCGGUUCGUGCUACACGACGGCGAAUAUCUUGACGUCGAUCGUCGGAGACGCUGGUCGGAGGAUUAUGCGACCGAAGAGGAGAUGGCAGAGGACCCGAUGCUCAAUCGUACCCUGCCUGGCAAGGUGUCAACUCACAUUGUCGACACCGUGCUUAGUUUAGCUGUGAAGAGGGCGCGCCCGGCCAUGAUACGGCGCCUAAUUGACGGGGGAGCUGACGUCCACGCGCAGUUGUUCAUUCCACUAGAAGGGGAUGUCGGAUUGACUCCACUGCAUAUUGCGGCAGGCUAUUACAAUGUCCAAGCCAUCGAGGUCCUGUACGAAAAGUGCGGCACUGACUUUGACGAUAUGGUCAGGAAACACGAUUCCUUUGGCAGGACACCGUUACAUGAGGCGGCUGAUGGACAGUGGACCCUGCUUCCCAAGGAGCAGGUCUUUGCCCAGGGCAUCGCUACCUUUUCAUUCCUACUUCCUCACUGUUCAGCUGAUCUUGUCAAUGCACGAGAUGGAAACGACUAUACGGCAUUGCAGUAUAUAAUGCGGGUUUUUGAGGGUGCAUCGUGCGUCACGGCAGAUCAACGCACACUACAUAUCCAUACAGCCAGACAGCUUCUCAAGCAUGGUGCCGAUCCUAACGUCAAGAUGGCGGACGGUAGGAGCAUUCUCCAUGUACUGGCAGACUUGAUUCCGAUAGAUGGGAAAGUUCACGAAGAACUGUAG
Messenger RNA from Pestalotiopsis fici W106-1, 1269 nucleotides. RefSeq lists its product as uncharacterized. The record is from RefSeq and is a predicted model, not a curated record. Lineage: Eukaryota; Fungi; Ascomycota; Sordariomycetes; Amphisphaeriales; Sporocadaceae. Gene Ontology annotation, molecular function: protein binding. The transcript has a single exon. Bases 1 to 1269 code for a protein of 422 amino acids.